Molecule: messenger RNA, 1500 nt
Organism: Engraulis encrasicolus (European anchovy)
Lineage: Eukaryota; Metazoa; Chordata; Actinopteri; Clupeiformes; Engraulidae
Gene: rundc3ab
Product: RUN domain containing 3Ab
Exons: 11
Coding region: 131-1426 (431 amino acids)
Source: RefSeq, a predicted model, not a curated record
CUGUGCUGUGCGCGUGUAUGGCGUAGCCAGGGAGGUGUCCCGUGGCCCCAGAAGAAGAGCGCGCGGCGCAGCGGUUAACGCUGACGGUUGCCGGUGUGUGGUCGGUGCUGCCUGCCGACGAGACCCCUGUAUGGAGCGGAGCUGUGUCCAAUCGACGAUGGCGAUGGGUCUGUCAUCCAAGAAGGGCGGCUCGCGGAGCGUGGCGGUGGAGCGCAAAAAUCUCAUCACUGUUUGCAGGUUCUCUGUGAAGACCCUUCUGGAGAAGUACACAGCUGAGCCCAUAGAUGACUCGUCUGAGGAGUUUAUAAACUUCGCCUCCAUCAUGGAGCACAUCCUCAGCCAUCGCUUUAAAGGCUCAGGCAGCUGGUUCGAUGGCCAGAGGAGUUUCUGGGACUUUGUGCGUCUGGCGUGCAGCAAGGUCCCCAACAGCUGCAUCAGCAGCAUAGAGAACAUGGAGAACAUCAGCUCCUCACGGGCCAAGGGCAGGGCCUGGUUGCGAGUAGCCCUGAUGGAGAAGCGUCUGUCUGAAUACAUCGCCACGGCACUCAGGGACAGCCGCACGACCAGGAGGUUCUAUGAUGAUGGCGCCAUCAUGCUGAGGGAGGAGGCUUCUGUUCUCACCGGCAUGCUCAUCGGACUGGGAGCCAUCGACUUCAGUUUCUGUCUGAAAGGAGAAGCUCUGGAUGGCAAGUCGGAGGCUGUCAUCGACUACACACCCUACCUGAAGUUCACACAGAGCUAUGAUUACCUGAGUGACGAGGAGGACCACCACAGCAGUGAUGAGAGCAGUGACGAGAGCGCCCCCGAGCAUCCCUACGUUCCCUUGGUAACGCAAGAGGAGAGCUGGAGCACCAAGUGCCGCAAGAUGGAGCAGAGAUACAAGAUCGUCUACGCACAGAAGGGUUACCUUGAGGAGCUGGUGCGUCUGCGUGAGUCCCAGCUGAAGAACAUGGAGCAGGAGAACAAGAAGCUGAGCGCCCGGCUGGAGGAGGUGGAGACCCAGAGCACCCAGGAGAAGAGAGAACUGGAGGGCAUCGUGCUGGAGCUGCAGGAACAACUGACGGGCCUUAUUCCGUGCGACCCCCAGCAGUUGUCUAAAGACCUGCCCGUUCCCCUGGUGAACCAGUGGCCCUCGCUUAGCCCCUUCAACAACGAGAACCACGACAAGUUCCGCAGGGGGAGCUUUCCCAGUCCUGAUCCCCUGUCAGCUGCCAUUACCCUCAACUCAGAGCCGCCCAGACUGGAGCCCAAACCCAACGGACAGGCCUGGUGUACCAGACCGGAUAAAAACUACUCCAGCUCCAUGCUGGGUCUGUGUGGCUCCAUGGGAUCCCUGCCCAGCUGCAAGUCCCUGCCCAGCCUCAGGUCCACAGAGUGCCUGGUGAACAUCAGCGCCGACCCCAGCCCUGCCCUCACGCCCAGCUAGGGGGCACUGUGGAGCGAGCAUCGUCAUCAUCAUCCUACAGUACUCUCCCACAACUCUGGGAGUGCGUUACAAUA